This is a messenger RNA of Diuraphis noxia (Russian wheat aphid), 1192 nucleotides long. Its product is annotated as PMS1 protein homolog 1-like. NCBI's taxonomy places the organism in Eukaryota, Metazoa, Arthropoda, Insecta, Hemiptera, Aphididae. Gene Ontology annotation, cellular component: MutLalpha complex. Gene Ontology annotation, biological process: mismatch repair. Gene Ontology annotation, molecular function: ATP binding; ATP-dependent DNA damage sensor activity; ATP hydrolysis activity. The record is from RefSeq and is a predicted model, not a curated record.
CGCUUGAUCAUAGUCAGACAUAGUAGUCAGUAGUGUAAGUAUACUAGUAUUAGUAGUAUUCAUUACUUCAUUAGUCAAAUGCACUAAAUAUUUAGUGUUUACCUAUUUUCGUMUUCAUUUCUGAGGAGCUUUUCAAACGUUAUAUGGAAACCRAGACUAGACGCGCGCGAAAGGAAAAGUCAUGUCGAUGAAACAAUUACCGUCGGAAACGAUUAAACUUAUAAGCAGUACUCAGGUCAUUACAUCGGUGUCGUCGGUGGUGAAGGAAUUAAUUGAAAACUCUAUUGAUGCCAAUGCUACCAUCAUUGAUAUACGACUGGACAACUAUGGGCUGGACAAGAUUGAAAUUCGCGACAACGGUGUUGGCAUCUCACACAGUGAUGUAAAUGUCAUGUGUUUGCGUAAUUACACUUCCAAAAUAUCCGAAAUAUCGGAUUUAGAUAAAUUGACUUGCUACGGAUUUCGCGGUGAAGCACUUAGUUCAAUUUGUGCUGUAGCUGAUGUCACUGUCAUUACAAAAUCAGAUUUUGAUGAAUAUGCCAAAUCGUUUAACAUGGACAGCAAUGGCCGCGUGAAGAAUAGUUCAAUUUGUCAUCACCAAAAGGGUACAGUAAUUAAAAUAGUAAACCUUUUCAAAAAGUUGCCAGUUCGAAAACAAAUUUAUAGUUCAAAGAAACAUUGUGUUAAUGAUUUACGAAGAAUAGAAAAUAUUGUUAAAUCAUUAGCAGCUAUUCAACAAAAUAUUCGUGUUUGUCUGGUUCAUAAUAAAUCCGUGUUGUGGCAAAUGACUUCAGCUAUCGAUUUGGUAGUGACAUUUGGSCAAAUUUGGUCAUCAUCAAUGACUAAGUAUGUAAAACACUUGACGUUUGCAAGUGAAGAGGUAAAUAUUGAUGUAGUUUUACCUGUACAAAAUAUAAAUGUGCAAAAUUGUUUUUUUACCACAAAUGUUGCCGAUGCAAUUUAUAUAUAUGUUAACAAAAGACCUGUCAGGGAUAAAAAAAUUGAAAAACUUAUUGUUGGAGAAUUUAAUAAUUAUUUUGGACAUUAUUUACCUCCUGGAAAGUACUUGCCAUGUCUUAUAUCUAUAACCAUUCCACCUGAAGCUAUUGAUAUAAAUUUGGAACCAGAUAAAUCCCGAAUUUUAUUUCAUAAUCAGGUUCAGUAUAUUGAUAAUUAUAUCAUUUAUCUAUAA